AUGGCGCUACCUCAAGUAAAUCUCGAUAUAGAAGUUGCGGGUACAAGUAGAGUCACAGAGUUGCACGAACUUGAUGAGUUUUGCUACCACGCUUUUGAGAGCAUAAUACUAUAUAAGGAGAGAAUGAAGAUGAUGCAUGAUAAAAAUAUUCUUGAGUGGAGUUUUAAACCCGUAGAUAUGGUAAUGCUAUACAAUUCGAGAUUGAGGUUAUUUCCAGGUAAAUUAAAGUCAAUAUGGUCAGGACCAUUUUGUGUGGUAGAGAUUUACCCCACUGGUGCCGUAGAGAUUGCUGUGGAAAAUGAUUCUCACACGUUUAGAGUCAAUGGGCACAGGUUAAAACAUUAUUUGGGUAUGGAUGAUGCGAAAGUAGUGUCGGUGACUCAUUUGCUCGAGCCACCAAGGUUGAGCAAGCCUUAA
Nicotiana tabacum (common tobacco) is the source of this 417-nucleotide messenger RNA. The record is from RefSeq and is a predicted model, not a curated record. Lineage: Eukaryota; Viridiplantae; Streptophyta; Magnoliopsida; Solanales; Solanaceae.